Molecule: messenger RNA, 555 nt
Organism: Knipowitschia caucasica
Lineage: Eukaryota; Metazoa; Chordata; Actinopteri; Gobiiformes; Gobiidae
Source: the annotation of a GenBank genome assembly
AUGAUCAAACUGCGGACACAGGUAAUCACGACCAUGGAGUCAAACCUGAAGUGCAUAGAGGAGGAAAACAAGAAACCAUUAACACACAAAGACCCCCCUCUGAGACCCAGCUGUCUACAGAUGCAGCAGCAGGAGGCGCUGUCGGAGCAGAACUUUGACGCCUACGUGACCACGCUCACAGACAUGUACGCCAACCAAGACCAGUACCACACUCCAGAAAACAAAGUCCUGCUAGAAAAUAUCAAACAAGCCGUUCAAGGGAUCCAGAGUCCGGCCCUCAGAGUCCGGCCCUCAGAGUCCGGUCCUCCGAGUCCGGCCCUCAGAGUCCGGUCCUCCGAGUCCGGUCCUCCGAGUCCGGUCCUCCGAGUCCGGCCCUCAGAGUCCGGCCCUCAGAGUCCGGCCCUCAGAGUCCGGCCCUCAGAGUCCGGCCCUCAGAGUCCGGCCCUCAGAGUCCGGCCCUCAGAGUCCGGCCCUCAGAGUCCGGCCCUCAGAGUCCGGCCCUCAGAGUCCGGUCCUGAUCCUGAAUCCACAGACAUCAGACACUUCCUUCUAUAA